Messenger RNA from Paracoccidioides lutzii Pb01, 165 nucleotides. RefSeq lists its product as hypothetical. The coding region runs from base 1 to 165 and encodes 54 amino acids. The record is from RefSeq and is a predicted model, not a curated record. The transcript is spliced from 2 exons.
AUGAAACUCGGACUAAGAUUCAAUGGCGUGCUAUUCAUCUCCUCGCCUCCCUCGCCAUGUACGAAGCCCAGAAUUGACGGCAAUUACCAGGGUCUUGCCCACCUCUCCGGCCCUGCACGGCCGUCGUUCAUCAAAACCCGCUUCCGCAUACCUUCGUACGAGUAA